This is a messenger RNA of Salvia hispanica, 690 nucleotides long. The record is from RefSeq and is a predicted model, not a curated record. Lineage: Eukaryota; Viridiplantae; Streptophyta; Magnoliopsida; Lamiales; Lamiaceae.
UCUCCGCACAAAUACAUGUACAUCAUUCACUCUUUCUCUCUCUCAUAGUAGCACACAGUUUCGACUCAGAGAGAGGGGAAUCUUUCUCGCUCUCUCUACGUAUUAGCAUCGUUAUUGAAUUCAAUCUUCGAGCUCGAGCUGCUGGCACCUGAAUCAGUUGAGCUGUAAGGAGAUCGCCGAUUGCGUGUAAUUGCACGCAAUGGGUUGCGCUGGAUCGCGGGAGAAAGGAACUGGUGCUUGUAACUUUAGUCAAAAAAGAUACGAAAACCCAAAGCAUGGAAGCACUCAGAGCCAAUAACUCGAGAGCAACUGACAUAGAUGCGUGAGGAGUUCUGGGACACUUCUCCACAUUAUGGUGGCCGUAAAGAAAUCUGGGAUGCGCUCCGAGCAGCAGCAGAAGCCGACUCCACCCUUGCACAAGCAAUCGUGGACAGUGCGGGGGUCAUCGUUCAAAACCCCGACUUGACAAUAUGCUAUGAUGAGAGAGGUGCGAAGUAUGAGCUGCCCAAGUAUGUUUUGAGUGAGCCUACAAAUAUGGUCCAUGAGAACUGAAACAGAACCUGUGCUAAGACUGUAUAUUUUGUAAAUUGGUUUCUUUGUCCUUUUAUUUCAACUUCUCUUUUUCUUUUUUAUUUUUGUUGAAUCCUACAGUAUGAAGCUGGUUAGAGUUAUACUUUAAUUUUUGAUUAA